AUGUUAGGUGGUCCAGUACAGUACCGGUGGAUGUAUCCAUUCGAAAGAUUUAUAGGAGUCUCAAAGAGGGCAGUGACAAAUAAGGCUAGAGUUGAAGGUUCCAUAUGCACCGAUUAUAUACAUCGUGAGACAAAUUACUUUUGUUCUUAUUAUUUCAACUCAUUUGGUUUAUUGCCAAACACAAAUAUUUGUAACAAUCCUCGUUCAGACCAUGAUGACAUCCUACCUACAAUGUCCCUCCUACACAGUGGUGGUCGACCAAGUGGGAAGUUUGGAAACCAUUAUCUAUCAGAUAAGGAAUGGAAGUCUUCACAUGUACAUGUCUUGAUAAAUUGUGAUGAGGUCAAACCAUAUAUUGCGUAA
Molecule: messenger RNA, 363 nt
Organism: Lathyrus sativus (Indian pea)
Lineage: Eukaryota; Viridiplantae; Streptophyta; Magnoliopsida; Fabales; Fabaceae
Source: the annotation of a GenBank genome assembly